CGACAACCCUGAAAUUCCUUUCCUCCCCUCCAACGUAACCGCAUGACGAAAAGGAACAUUGGACGCUCGCCGGGACCCGCAGCCAGAGGGAGAGAGAGAACAACCUGGUCCAUACACAAACUUUACCUUGUCCUCUGCUUUGCGCAAUCAAUUUUCCAUAACAUCGAUCGUCUAGAUUAGCUUUUUCUGUGUUUUUUUUUUCUGUCGAGACAACUAACGUCCUGGCGACGCGACUCGCAACAAACGAGACAGUGUAUCCCCUUGUAAAUUUUCUGAUCAGUCUUUUUCUGUAACCUAUUUUUCUCUCCUUCGCUACCAAACCAACUCUGGAGCUUAACCAUCCCGUCUUAGAAUCAACCAUCAAUUCCGCCCGCCAUCGAUAACACCUUAGCUCCGCCGACCGGGUCUCUCGAUUGGCGCCAACAAAAGGGACGGAAGGGCGUGGCGCGCCCACGGACGGAGAGAGGAACGGAUUGGAGGACAAUCCGGACUGACGAGAUUACUGGGUGUCGAUUGCGGCACCGGUAACCUCGGACAGAGAGGGAAAAGGGCAAUCGACUUUUUUUUUUCUGGAGAAGGAUCAUCACAGCAAGCUUGAAAGAUGGCCCGUCCACGUAUACCAUCCCGGUUCGCCAUUGCGUUACUAGCCAUCCGGGGCGUGGCGUCGAUCCUCACGACGUUGACCAUCAUAUUCCUGUUGUACAUGACGAUCAUGCUCGACAAGACUUUUACAUGGUCAUACACUGCAGCAGUAUUUGCCCUAAUCCUCGACACGGCAGAGGCAGCCACGAUCGCCGACCGGCAACGCACCGUACCCCGGAUGCACUGGGGCGCCGUGGCCAUCCUCGAGGUCCUCGUCCUCGGCCUGUGCAUCGGCGGCUGCCUGACCCUCGCGCUGGGCGACCUGGCCGACGGCCUACAGGAGGACGGGACGUACUUUGCCGACCCGUACCGCAUGUACGCGCUCGCGUGCCAGGCCGCCGUUGCAGGCUUACACUUUUGCCUGAGCGUCAUGGGCUGCGUCGAGAGGGUGCGCAUCUGGCGAUAGGAUGAGCUGGGGCGGAUCCGCGGCGAGUCGCGGCGCAGGAUUGAAGAGCUGGAAGGAGAAAUCGUCGACUCAAGGGCCCAGCUGGCCCAAGCCAAGAAUUCUUUGGUAACAGUGGCGGUCCGGUAGUACAAGAUCAUCGAGAAGGAGUGGGCGCGGCAGCACGAGGCCAUGCAGAUUUACAUCGAUUCGGUGGUCGCCAAGUCUCUGGAUUCUCAUGUGCGAUUCGCGUCCCUGCAUCGGAGGAGGAGGAUAUACCGGGCGAUGGAGGCCGAGGCGAGCGAGGAUGUCUGAAGAUUUUCCUAGUCCUCGGGGAAUCACCUGCCGCCCUCGAAACAUGCUGGGGUAGUGGGUUCACUGCGAGGUGGAAGCUCGUAAUCAUCGACGGGAUCACUACACACAAGCGUUUUGCACUGGCAUGGCGAUACUGGUUGCGACAGCAAGGGAUUCGUUCCCAGCCGAUACACGAAGGCUACAUGUCGACCAGUUUCAGCGACUAUAUCAUAUACAUUGGCCCAUGGGGUCUGGCUUUGUUGCAUAAUUCUCAUCGUUCGGAGCAUUGUUAGGUAUGGGGCUAUUCUACUGUCUACUGAAGGGACUCUUCUCCUCCCUGGAUAGGGAGACCACAAACACAUAGAUAUGUCUACGAUAAUAAAAAAAGCGAUUUUGAACUCU
This is a messenger RNA of Pyricularia oryzae 70-15, 1720 nucleotides long. RefSeq lists its product as uncharacterized. The transcript is spliced from 2 exons. The record is from RefSeq and is a predicted model, not a curated record. NCBI's taxonomy places the organism in Eukaryota, Fungi, Ascomycota, Sordariomycetes, Magnaporthales, Pyriculariaceae. The coding region runs from base 602 to 1048 and encodes 148 amino acids.